AUGUCCAAGACUGAUGAUAUGACUACCUUUGGCUCAUUCGAGCCCACACUGGCCGUCGACAAACCCCUCACAUGGUGGAAAACGCUUUUGAUCUUCUGGGACGCACUUUCGAGCACCGCCCUAAGUAGAUGUUGGCCUGCAUUGAUUGUUACUGCUAUCUGGUCGUCCUCAAUAUGCGUGCUUAACUAUUACACGCACGGAAAGGUGUCAAUUCAGCCGACUGUUAUCACCGUGUUCGGUACCGUCCUCGGUUUCAUAAUAUCUUUUCGGACAUCGUCCAGUUUCGAGCGUUAUAAUGAGGGUGCAAAACUCUGGUCUCAUAUCGUGUUAAACUGCCGCACCUUUGCUCGGACCGUGUGGUUUCAUGUUCCAGAUAAUGCUUUUCCAGCUCCCCCAAAGGAUUGUCAUCGUCCAAUUGCUGAUGAAAUCACCGACCAGGACCCAGCGAAGACCCACAAGGAAUACGCUAUGACCCUGAUUGAGAAGAAGACGGUAGUGAAUUUACUCGAGGCAUUUGUACCCUCUCGUCCCUUCCUCUCUUCACGUCAUUACUCGUUUCCCGCCAUUAUCCCUUCUAAAAAUGACCAAAUUCGGAUAUUACGCCGUAGGCAUACACAUGACUUGAAUCACGACGAAUCGGAAUUCUCUGGAGGCGCAGUCGCUCAAACCCACGAAAUGGCAGUGCCCGGAUCUUUGUCAAGACCUGAUAAUCGAUCAUUUUGGACGGGCACCACCACCAAAACCAUCGCACCGCCUUACUAUGAUGCAGAGUCUCUUCUACCCGCCGAAUUACCUCCUAGGCACGGCUGGCGAGCAGCCUUUCCAUUUCCGAUCUUCUUUUGGGUAUGGGGAAUCAUAAAGAAACAUUCUUGUAAGCUUGGAGCAGAUAACACACGUCAAAAUUUCCGCCCCAGCAAAAAUAACGUCCCUUUGGAGAUAUCUUUGUACUUGACAUCUUACAUUUCUGCACUGCAAACCCGUGGAACUGUGGGUGACUCAACUUUAGGCGUGCUUUGUGAGACCCUUAAUCAUCUCGUGGAAACCCUGACUGGGUUGGAAAGGAUUCUUGCCACUCCGAUUCCGUUUUCUUACUCCUCGCACCUAUGGAUGAUCACAGUGCUUUACUGUGCAGCUUUGCCAUUCCAGCUAUGGUCCACACUUAAAUGGUUCACCAUUCCAGCGACUGUGAUUGCUAGUUUGGCUUUCUAUGGCUUUCUUAUGGCCGGGGAGGAAAUUGAAAGGAAGGAACUUCAUGCUAUUACAGCGACGCCAGCCCCAAACCCAGCGGUAUGGGCGUUCUCGAAAGAGAAUAAUUUUCUUCAAGUUGGACAAUAUUCGAAGGAGAAUUCGGACAAGAUACCAGCAGCCUGGGUUGACAAGGGGAGGGAGGAGAUUCUCCGUGCUUUGCAUGGGUCUCAAAACAUCUAA
This is a messenger RNA of Suillus subaureus, 1428 nucleotides long. RefSeq names its product Bestrophin, RFP-TM, chloride channel-domain-containing protein. NCBI's taxonomy places the organism in Eukaryota, Fungi, Basidiomycota, Agaricomycetes, Boletales, Suillaceae. The record is from RefSeq and is a predicted model, not a curated record. The transcript has 11 exons. Gene Ontology annotation, molecular function: chloride channel activity. The coding region runs from base 1 to 1428 and encodes 475 amino acids.